UCUUCUUCUUCCUCGAGGGAAGGCAGAGGAGGUCCCCUGCCGAUCACGGGGUAGGAAGCAGGAACGGCGUUAAAGAAAAGGGACGGGUCGUGGUUCGAGCUCUGCGGCUGUGCGACGAGGGCUCGGUGAUCUGCCAUGGCACGGAGCGACGGUUUGAUCGACCAGCCUCUUGAAGGCGGGCGGAGUCGGCCCGUCGGACCGGAGGCGGGCGAAGUUGCGACCGAUGUCUCGAUUCCCUGGCGGACGAGCAGACGCUUGCAGGAAGCGACUCUCAAGUCUCUUCAAGAGCGGGAUAGCGCGGUCAAAUGCAAUACAACGACGGUACCGAAAAAGCACAAAGAAACGCCAACUCCCGUCGUCUCGAAGAAAGAAACGUCUUCGCCGCCACCGGCCUCCGUGCGAUCUUUGAGAAGACAGCAUUCCUCGUCGGAAACUCUCACGGCAGCCGAGCAGAAAGACGCUUGCGAGAGGAAGGACAGCGCGGGGCGGAAAAAGGCGAAAAACGUUCAGUUCAGCGAUCCAGUCUUUACACACAUCGAGGAGCAAAAAUCGAGCCCCUCAGCUUCCAUCACCACCGCGACGGGUACGCCUUGCGCUGCCCCCACCGCCACCAAUGCGGCGACCAAGCCGGCCUCGACGAAGAAAUCCGCCACCAAACCCAUCAUCCCCACGAAACAGCCGCGCAAUGUCGCUCUGCAGCAGCAGCUGAAGCGGAAGUACCCUAUUUCGUGUUUUGACCUCUUCUGCAACCAUAUCGGUACCAAAGGGUGGCGCUGCUACCGGACGUGUUUGCAAGGGGAAGCAUUUUGCAGUAAUCACUUGAUUCCAGCUACGACAUCGGUCGCGAGGAUCUCUGUUUGCACCUAAAAUGUGUGCACCGGACGGAGGACAUAAACACUUGUACAAAAAGCACGGCACGUGUAAUUCACUUUAAGGAUAUGGAUGCCAGUGAGAUUGCCUACGUUGUAAAUGGACAAAUUGUGGAAGUUUUGGAAAGCAUCAGCGUCAUCAUGUAGGAUAAUAACAUGGCCCCUUAUGAGGUGUGAGUAGCGGUAGGGCUUAUCGUUAAGAGGGACGGGAAGAGGAUCUUGCAGCUAGCUGGCUGGCUCCAAGAAUUCCAUCAAAUCUGUAGAGUAUGUAACAACACCCCCAUUUUCGGACGGGUCGCAGAUUGGAAUAAACAAGCGAGGUCACCUUUCGGGAGGUUGCAUCCCCC
This is a messenger RNA of Marchantia polymorpha subsp. ruderalis, 1216 nucleotides long. Lineage: Eukaryota; Viridiplantae; Streptophyta; Marchantiopsida; Marchantiales; Marchantiaceae. The record is from the annotation of a GenBank genome assembly.